Capsicum annuum is the source of this 2376-nucleotide messenger RNA. RefSeq names its product phosphoglucan phosphatase LSF2, chloroplastic. Lineage: Eukaryota; Viridiplantae; Streptophyta; Magnoliopsida; Solanales; Solanaceae. Gene Ontology annotation, cellular component: chloroplast. Gene Ontology annotation, molecular function: starch binding; carbohydrate phosphatase activity; protein tyrosine/serine/threonine phosphatase activity. Gene Ontology annotation, biological process: starch catabolic process; protein dephosphorylation. Bases 88 to 930 code for a protein of 280 amino acids. The transcript is spliced from 5 exons. The record is from RefSeq and is a predicted model, not a curated record.
AUUGCUGUGGAAACCGGAAUGACACGGUCACCAUAGAAAAGUGUAGGACGUUGAUUAGCUAACAGACGAAGGAUCACAAUCAGAAACAUGGGAGCUCUCUGGAACUCCACCUGCUUGUGUUCUUCAUCCCCACUUCAAAAUAAUCCAUUGUUAUUCUCUUCUUCUUUAAGAAAGAAAAAUGCUAAUUCGUUUUGCAAUUUCACCAAGUCGUCCUUGCAGAUUUCUUGCAAACUUCCUGAAAGUGAAGUUGAAGAAAACCGUGGUAGGGUCUCCAGUAAUAAUAUGGAGGAAUACAACUUAGCGAUGAAGAGAAUGAUGAGGAACCCUUAUGAAUAUCACCAUGAACUUGGAAUGAACUACACAUUGAUAACAGAAGAUCUUAUUGUUGGCUCCCAACCCCAGAAAAUUGAAGAUAUAGAUCAUUUGAAGGAAGAGGACAAUGUUGCAUUUAUACUGAAUUUGCAGCAGGACAAAGACAUUGAGUUUUGGGGAAUAGACCUCCAGUCCAUCGUGAGAAGAUGUUCAGAGCUUGGAAUUCAUCACAUGAGAAGGCCUGCAAGAGAUUUUGAUCCAGAUUCCUUGAGGGGUGUAUUACCUAAAGCUGUUUCAUCAGUGGAGUGGGCAAUUUCAGAAGGAAAAGGUAGAGUGUAUGUACAUUGCACUGCUGGAUUGGGAAGGGCCCCUGCUGUUUCAAUUGCUUAUAUGUUCUGGUUCUGUGGAAUGGAUCUAAAUACAGCCUACGAUGCACUCACUUCAAAGAGGCCCUGUGGGCCCAACAAAAGGUCAAUACGAGGAGCUACUUAUGAUUUGGCUAAAAAUGAUCAGUGGAAGGAGCCCUUUGAGAAUCUGCCAGAUUAUGCUUUCGCGGAUGUAGCAGAUUGGGAGAGGAAACUGAUUCAAGAUCGUGUCCGGGCCCUUCGUGACACUUGAGAAUGCUGCAUGGAAGUAUUCCAGAGAGCGAGAAGCUGCCCCUUGAAGUGAAGCCCAGGAUAGCAUGCUGCAAAGUUGGCCUAUGAAUUAGGUGUUCCUGUAACGUAUUAGGUCAGUAGAUUCCUUAUAGUUGUAUACCCCUGAUAAAAAAUGAGCCCAUCAACUGAAAGUUCAUUAUUGGGGAGAACCAUGUUUAUUCAUGUUGUGUAGAACAAUAGCUUGAGGGGAUUUAUGUUCUUCUGUACAGCAGCUUACAAGGAGGUGUUCUAUAGAAUAAUAGGUUGAUAGAAAGAGGUGACUCAUUGGUUCACCUAAACCUUUCACAUAAUUCACAUACAAACCACCUAGAAUAAGUUCAUCUCUGUAAUUCAGCGAAUCUUGAUCUUAUAAGUAACUUUAACUUCCUGCAAGAUUAUCUGCCUUCUAUAUAAUUUUACUUGAGCAUCCUUACCCUUAUGGGUUUAUCACACAACAGCUACAGUGAGUCGGCUCCACAUUGCUUGGGCAGCAUGACUGAGUUAUUGGUUCUAGACUUGAGAAAGAAUAAUUUCAGUGAGAGUCUUCUAUUGUUAUGUUCUCGGAGAACUUCAUUGAUGACCACUGUCUUGAAUGGUAAUCAAUUUAAAGGGUCCACCCUGUGUCAUUGCUCAAUUGUUAUGGUUGAGAAGUCCUUGAUGUGGGGAAUAGUUGUAUAAAUCUCACAUUUUCAGCUUGUCUAGUAUUCCUGGGAGAGCUGUGGGUCCCUUAUAUUGAAGUCGUCUAGUUUCAAUGGUCUAUAAGUGCUUGGCAAACUAACUUUUGUUUUCCCAUGUUGCGGAUUUUUGAUCUUUCUACCAACAAUUUUAGUUGUUCAUUGCUGGAGAAAGUUUAUGAAAGCUGGAGAAUGAUGAAACCAGAUGACGCAGACAUGAAAAAUAUCUUCAAAUUGUGCAAUGAAAUAGGGUAGGUCCUUCCAAUUCAUUAAUGAAGUGCUCGAGUACAUAAUGGUGGAAGACUCUCACUGAAAUUAUUCCUUCUCAAGUCUAAGCAGCAAUAAUAGUUCAACCAUGCAAUGUAGAACUGGAUCGCUGAAUUUGUAAUGAAUCUAGAAAGGUAAGAUUGCUUAAAGUACAUAGAAAAGGUAUAUAACCUUGAAGGAAGUUAAAUUUAAGUUCAACUGUUCAAGAUACUCUGGAUUAUAGUAAUGAAGUUCCAGGUGGCUUGUAAGUGAAUUAUGCGAAAGUUCUAGGUAAAUGAAUGAGUCACAUCUCUUUUCUAUCAACCUAGCACUCUACCUAACACUUCGCUGUAAGUAGUUCUGUCUUUGCCCACAACAUAGAGGCUAAUAAUGCUUCAAUAUUCUCUUUAAUUCAGCUGAGACUUUAUGUAGGGGCAAAUGGCUUUGCUGGUCCCGCAUCACCAGCGCACAAUUCCUACUAUUAAUAAAAUGAAAACCUUAAUUUGAAA